UCGGCAAUGACUCUACAGUACCUAUUCCAUGUACAAAGGCUGCGUCUACUCCCCUGUAUAUGCCUACCUUGGCAUGUAUCAUCACUCGAGAACCCUGGGGAGAGGGUCACCCUGCAUAUGAAGAAUUCACAUUUCGCAAGAACACUACGUAACCCUGAGACCAUGCACAAGCAAAGGGGGUGGUACUUUUUCCGCAGGAAGCGACGGUGUGCGUAUCUACUUAUGCCUGAGUAGGUAAACAGGCGCAAACUGUUCGCUUACUUGGUCCAAGCGCUGGCUGUGUGGAACGGACCUUGACGAGGUGCGGGCCUGUGCGGGAUCUAGACACCUGAAAGGUGGCUGCUGGUUGUUGGAAAUGCCUCUGAACUGAUGGUACAACAUGCCAUACUUUAUUAAAGGGCUUCUACAUACUCUAGUUUAAAAUGAGAGAGGGGAUGGGGAGUAUCAGAUCCAA
Messenger RNA from Aspergillus alliaceus, 454 nucleotides. RefSeq lists its product as uncharacterized. The transcript has a single exon. NCBI's taxonomy places the organism in Eukaryota, Fungi, Ascomycota, Eurotiomycetes, Eurotiales, Aspergillaceae. Bases 7 to 234 code for a protein of 75 amino acids. The record is from RefSeq and is a predicted model, not a curated record.